Molecule: messenger RNA, 1444 nt
Organism: Culex pipiens pallens (northern house mosquito)
Lineage: Eukaryota; Metazoa; Arthropoda; Insecta; Diptera; Culicidae
Product: fatty acyl-CoA reductase wat-like
Exons: 4
Coding region: 56-1444 (462 amino acids)
Biological process (GO): long-chain fatty-acyl-CoA metabolic process
Cellular component (GO): peroxisome
Molecular function (GO): alcohol-forming very long-chain fatty acyl-CoA reductase (NADP+) activity
Source: RefSeq, a predicted model, not a curated record
AGAUCACAUUUUAAAUUCUCCUGUCCAUCCCUUAAGUACAACAGUCAGUCCAACGAUGUCGAACUGUUCAGAGUCGCGAGUCUUGGAGUUUUACCGCGAAUCAACGGUGCUGCUUGCCGGUGGAACGGGAUUUUUGGGAAAGACGCUGUUGGAGAAACUACUGCGAUGUCUGGAGGUCAGCAAGAUCUACCUGUUGAUCCGCACCAAGAAAGGAUGCUGUGGCGAGGAGCGUUUGAAGACGAUUCUGGAGGAUCGACUGUUUGAUCGCGUUCGUAGGCCGGAACUGAUUGCCAAGAUCAUCCCCGUUGAUGUGGAUUAUGAGCAGGAGGAUUUCGGGCUGACGUCGGGAUUGAAAUCUCAAAUCCAGAAGGAAGUGCAAGUGGUAUUGUACUGUAUCGCGACGGUUAGGUUGAUGGCUCCGUUGAGGGAAAUCGUUGAGACGAAUGUGUUCCUCGCGCGGAGAAUGCUUCAAUGGUUCCGAACUUUUCCGCGUUUGAAAACAUGUGUGUACACAUCGACGUUCUUCUGCAACUUUGAUAAAGAGAUAUGUGAGGAAAAGGUGUACCGGGAUCUACCAUUUGGACGUUACGAGGUAGUCAUGAACAUGCUUGAGCAUUUGUCGCUUGAGGAGUGUGAACAGUUGAAAAGCACAAUCUUGCAGAAGUUUCCAAAUGUGUACGUCUUUAGCAAAAGACUGGCCGAGAUCAUGAUCGAGACGGAGUUUGGACAAACGUUGCCCGUUGCGAUCUACCGACCGCCUGUUAUAACACCAACGUAUCGUGAACCGCUGACUGGUUGGACGGACAAUACUUUUGGAACGGUUGCUUACAUCAAAAGCUGUUGGGAUGGCUUGGGCAUGGUGAAAUAUUUUGAUAAGCGUGCAAAAUGUGACUUUGCUCCGGUUGACUAUUGCGCGAAUGCUGUUCUGGUUACCGGAUUUGAUGCAGUUGAGAAGAGACUGGGUGGAAGUGAUCGUUGCAUUCCGGUGUACAAUCAUCACAGCAAUAAGGCCAACAACACUUACGGAGAACUUACCAGUUGGCUCGGAGAUUCGCGGACAGGGGUUUGGGAGAGAUUCGUGUGGAAGUACUGCUGGUUCUCAACUUCUCACAUUUGGUUGAUGUACGUAACCGUUAUAUUAGCUGGAAUUAAAGACAAGAUUGCUGUUUGGAGGGCUGGUAACAAACCGAUAAAGAAGUUCUACUAUCGAUGGUCGGCUUACUGGUUCAUGGGUUACAGUCAGAUGACCGGCUGUGUAGCUUUUCGUUCUUGGAAAAGUGUAUCACACAACCUUAAACGAGCUCAGCGUUACCUCAGCGAACGCGACCGGCAAAUGUUCUAUUUCGAUCUGGAUGAAAUCAACUUUCAAGAAUAUAUUACGUGUCACGUUGAUGGAGUCAUUCAAUAUCUUGCAGCCAAGAAACAGAAUAUCUCUACGAAUUGA